Molecule: messenger RNA, 3439 nt
Organism: Anastrepha ludens (Mexican fruit fly)
Lineage: Eukaryota; Metazoa; Arthropoda; Insecta; Diptera; Tephritidae
Gene: alt
Product: ribosome-binding protein 1
Exons: 6
Coding region: 168-2939 (923 amino acids)
Cellular component (GO): endoplasmic reticulum membrane
Source: RefSeq, a predicted model, not a curated record
ACAGUCGAAUUUCUGCAUUUUUUGAUUGGAGCGAACGCAAAGAGCACGGUGGAGCAGAAUUUUCGGUUUUUUGGAUACCUGUGCACUUUUAAAUAAAAAGUAAAGUGUUUAAAAUUAAUUAGCUGCAGAGUGUGCUAAAUAAAGUGAUCUUUCGGUAAAAUUAUGCAAUGAUGGACUUGCACUUAUUGGUUAUAAUCACCUGCGUCUUUCUCGCCUCUCUCUUGUCGCUUCUUUUUAUUAACAAAUUUUUCCGUCGCAAAACAUUCGAGGAGAUCGUUGCCGAAAAGAAGGCACUAACUGAUAAAAUUUAUGCUCAGAGCAAAGUCGCUAUAAAGAAGUCGAAAAAACAACAACCUACAAAGAAAGAUCUGAAACGUGAAAAGAAAAAGCUACAGCGUGAACAGCAGAAGGAAAAUACUGAGCAAGAGGACUCCGAUGCACAAUCCGAACAGCCAUCCGUGGAGGAUGAGCCUCAGGGCUUAUCUAAAUCUCACGUUGAAUUCGAUCCAGAUCCAGAAGUGAUUGUUGGCGCUACACCAGAAGCUGUAAGACGCUCUAGUAUGGCUGAGCGAGAGAAAGAGAAUUUAAGUGGUGGCAACUCGAAGCAGAAAUCGAAGAAGGAAAAGAAGGGCAAGUCAUCGGGUAUUUUGGUCAACAAGAAUGAGCCGGUAGUAGUGCGUGAGAAUUUGGUGAUCGAGGAGCCCGCAAAUACGUUCGAAGCGAAACAACCCAAGGAUAUACUUGAGUUAAAGAAGCAUGAGAAGAAGGAUACUAACAAGAAGGAGAAGAAUGUCAAGAAAGAAAAAAAUGUCGCAGUUGAAAAACCAGUUUCAGUAGUUGUUGAACAGCAACAACAGCCAGUAGUCGAACCCAUUGCACAUGCGCAUGUGGCUAAGGAGCUGAAACAGCAGGAUGAUAAGACUCGUCAAGGUUCACCGAAGACGCAUGCAGCACAAAACGGUAGCGGCAGCAACAAAACCACCAAGCAGCAAAACAAAAAGCAGAACAAAGAAACUGCCGCCACCAAAGAGUUAGUACUUGCACUUGAUAAGCUCUCCGAAUCUGAUACGAUUGGCGUUUCGUUGCUCAUGAAUCUCUUCCGCCGUGCUGAACUCAAUCGUUCAGAGAUCCAGAUCCUUAUCGAUUAUCUACUAAAUAAGCAGCAGGACACACCCGCAACACACUCGGAGUGGUCUGAUGAUAUAUGCCAGAAAUUGAAACGUCAAUUGGAAGAAAAAGAAAAGGCCUUAGCCGAAGAACAGGAAUCUUCUAUGGGAAUACAGGCCAAAUUGCGUGAAUUACGCACGGAAAUCAAUGCUGAACGCGCACAGUUGAAUGCCACGGUCAAGGUAUAUGUUGAUAAAAUCCAGUCCAAGGAGCAAGAAAUAACCGCACUCAAUCAGGAAAUGCAAGUUUUGAAUGAUAAAUUCGCUCAGGAGCGCAAACAAUUCCAGGCCAAGCUUCUACUUGAGAAACAAAGCGGUUCACAAGAUUUGUUCGCACAACUGCAACGCAUUCAAAGCGAGUUGGGGCACAAGGACAAAUGUAUCAAUGAUCUGACUUGCUUGGUGAACGCAUGUAACCAGGCAAACGAAGAGCUUAAACAGCAAGUAAGUCUCCUCGAACAGCAACGCGAAGAACUCGAACAAAUCUCGAAUAAUCGUAUUUUUGAACUAGAAAAAGCAAAAGCCCUUGAAAUCGAAAACGCCGAAUGUAAACUAGAAUUACAUAAUUUGCAAAACGCGCACGAAUCGGUCAAGACCGAUUUGGCGCAAGCACGCCAAGAACUCGAAACGUCUGCGGCGCGAAACACUGAAUUGGCAGGCAAUCAAAACCAGUUGGUUGCAUUGCAGUUAAAGAACGAUGAGCUGUUGCAGCAAUUGGCCGGUAUCAAUAGCAAAGCAGUGGAGCAGUCCAUGGAGCAAUCUGGUUUGCAAUCAACACUCGAUGCACUCAAGUCGCAAUUGGCCGACAAGGAAAACCAAUUGGCUGAUUUUAAUGCAAAAAAUUCUGUUUUGCUACAGCAAUUGAAAGGAUUAGAAAUGCAAACGCAACUUAAUACACAAAACCAUUAUGAUUUGCAGAAGUUUAUUGAGACUUUGCAACACGAUGUCGCAAAUAAGCACCAACAAUUGCAACAGGUCGAACAGACGGUGGAGAAACUAAGCAGCCGAGAAAAGGAGCUCCUGCAGCAGCUACAUGAGCAAAAGGAAAAGAAUGAUGAUUUGCGUAAAAAAAACUGGAAGUUGGUUGAAGCUUUGCAAAGUGCUGAAACAACAGCUAGACAAAAUAAAGCGCCUACAAGCGCAAAUGCAAGCUUAGUUCAACAGCAGCAACUUUUCGCCGCUUCACAAAAGCAGCAAUCCUCCGCCACAGCCAAUGCCGCAGCAGUUUCCUCUAAUGAGGAGAAGCAUGUGCGCGAAAUAUUCCAGCGUCUAUACCCAGAGGCCGUUAAUGCUUGUGCCAGCACAGCGCUCAGUGCAUCUUUCGAACAGUGGGUGGAACAGAUUUUAGCCACACAACUAAAAUUGGCAGCAGCUAGUAAAGCUGCUGGCAGCAGUUUCAACAAAUCUACACAAUCAAGCAGCAGCAACAGUAGUAGCGUUAAUCACACCCCUUCAACCCACAUAAAUAACAAUUCACAUAAUGAUAACUUAACAAAUAAUAGCAAUAAUCGUAUCAGUAAUAAUAGUAGUGAGGAAGGCGGCAGUAGUGGUGGUGGUGGCAACGAUGACGAUGCCGGUGAGCUACGUCUGCAGAAUACUCAGCUCCGCGCCAAGGUGGAUGAGUUAACAAAACUUGUUACAAAAACUAGCAACACAUUGUCAGCUCUUGAAGGACACGCUCGCCAAGAACAUGAGAAAUGGCAAAGCAUUUUGUUAUCAAAGGAAGAAGAAAUUUCCAGGUUACAGCAUUCAAAUGGAGCGCAGGACAUUUAAUGUCGCAUAAUUGAAGUUUGUUUAAGCGUUAAAGUAAAAUGCAGUUAAGAUGUAAUGCCUUCCAAAAAAACAACAAAACGUUUAAAAAAUAUUGAAACAACAGCAACAGCAUACUACUCACCCAAAAAGCCGGACAGCCAAGCAAUAAAUACCAAGUAUGAAUUGCAUGACUUAUGCCAAUUGCAUGGGCCACAAGCGAAGCGGAAAUUAAUGAAAAUGCUUGCCGAUUUUGCAAUCAAAGGAGUUAGUUAACAUUGAAUUGCAGAAUAAAUUGCAGCAAGCAAGCACGCGAGCCUUUGUUCGAGCGAGAGGAAAUAGUAAAUAACAAACAGCAGCAACAUGAAACAUUCUAAACUUAUGUUACAGUGCAUAAAAGAAGCAAAAGAUAUUAGAAAACAUAAAGUAAAUCUACAAAUAUAAACAAUAAUAAUAAGCGUGAAUAAAUAUUAAAAAAAAAAACAAUAACAACAAAAAUAAUAAUUUUUAGUUUAAGCCUAAAA